AUGGUUCACAAUGAAAGGCUCGCACCACUUGGAGCCGUGUGGCCCUGGCUUGUCUGCGCCUUCGCUGAUACCAGCACAGAGGAAGAGGUAGUCAAUCUUGUUCGAGCCGACCUGGGUAAGGGAUUCGGCGGCGAACGACUUGACGGUCUUGAGGUUGUUCAGCUCGAGCGGGAGGAUGCUGAGCGAGUGCAGGGCGCGAUCGUAUUUAAGCGUGUCAAAGGCAUCUUGAGUGCGCUUGAGGUUACGGGCACCAACAAUGACCUUGUACGGCUGGGACUGCUCCAGAAGCUGCUUGAUCACCUCAAAGCCCUGGGCUGGGCGUUAGUGGGGUGUUGGUUCCGUAGAAUGGGGCAACGGCUAAAGAUACCAGGCCAGAGGAGGAUCCGGUCGCAAUGA
Messenger RNA from Clonostachys rhizophaga, 396 nucleotides. NCBI's taxonomy places the organism in Eukaryota, Fungi, Ascomycota, Sordariomycetes, Hypocreales, Bionectriaceae. The record is from the annotation of a GenBank genome assembly.